Austrofundulus limnaeus is the source of this 2209-nucleotide messenger RNA. RefSeq names its product acyl-CoA synthetase long chain family member 5 (gene acsl5). Gene Ontology annotation, molecular function: arachidonate-CoA ligase activity. The record is from RefSeq and is a predicted model, not a curated record. Bases 140 to 2191 code for a protein of 683 amino acids. Gene Ontology annotation, cellular component: membrane; endoplasmic reticulum; mitochondrion. The transcript is spliced from 22 exons. Gene Ontology annotation, biological process: long-chain fatty-acyl-CoA biosynthetic process; fatty acid metabolic process; positive regulation of long-chain fatty acid import across plasma membrane. NCBI's taxonomy places the organism in Eukaryota, Metazoa, Chordata, Actinopteri, Cyprinodontiformes, Rivulidae.
UGGCUUCAGCUGCUUUUCCUCAGGGGCGUCUGCUCAGCCUGAUCCCAACCUGCAGCUGCUAAUCCCACCAGAGCAGAGGAAGAGGAUCUGCUGUCCACACACACCUGAGAGGACCUGCAGCAGCCGGCCCUGAGCCACCAUGGACUUCAUCCUCCAGUUACUGUUCUCCCCCCUCCCCAUCCCGGUCGUCAUCUCAUUGAUGGCCCUCGGUGUUGCCACCCUGUUUUACCUCAAUGCUCGGCCCAGUCCCCUCCGCAGCCCAGCUGACCUCAACCGCCAGACUUUAGGCAUCAAGGAUGGUGCAAGAAAAACUGCCUUAUUGGAGAACAACAACAACCUGAUGUCGUUUUACUACAGUGAUGCCAGAACUCUGUAUGAAGUCUUUCAGAGAGGCCUGAAAGUUUCAGGUAACGGACCUUGUUUGGGCUACAGGAAAAAAGGAAGACCUUACCAAUGGCUCAAAUACAAACAGGUCUCAGACCGAGCAGAGCACCUCGGCUCCGGACUCCUCCACCGAGGUUUGAAGCCCAACACAAACACCUUCGUUGGCAUCUUUGCUCAGAACAGACCUGAGUGGAUUAUCAGUGAGCUGGCCUGUUACACCUACUCCAUGGUAGCAGUUCCUCUGUACGACACGCUGGGUCCUGAGGCUCUCGUGUUCAUUAUCGACCGAGCUGACAUAUCCACGGUUCUCUGCGACAAUCAGAAGAAAGCAGAAACUCUGCUGGAGAGCAGGGAAAAGGGCCACACCACAGUCCUGAAAACCAUCAUCAUCAUGGACUCUUUCAGCCCAGAGUUGGUUGAGCGUGGGGCGAAGUGCGGGGUGGACAUCAUGUCCAUGGAGGACGUCGAGGUGCUGGGGAAAAGUCACCUACAAAAGCCAAUUCCACCGAAGCCAGAGGACCUCAGUAUCGUUUGCUUCACCAGUGGCACCACAGGAAACCCUAAAGGAGCCAUGCUGACCCACGAGAACGUUGUUGCUGAUGCUGCAGGAGUCAUCAAAACCUUUGAGUCGUCCAUCAUUCCAACAACGGAAGAUGUCACCAUUUCAUUUCUGCCUUUAGCACACAUGUUUGAGAGAAUCGUGCAGACUGUGGUUUUUGGAGCUGGGGCCAGGGUGGGAUUCUUCCAGGGUGACAUACGGUUGUUGCCGGAUGACAUGAAGACCCUGCAGCCCACMAUUUUCCCUGCGGUGCCUCGACUUCUCAACCGCAUCUACGACAAAGUUCAGAGCGGAGCCACAACGCCGUUCAAAAAAUGGCUGCUGAACUUGGCCGUGGAGAGGAAGUGCGCUGAGGUGAAGGAGGGCAUCGUCAGGAAGAACAGCAUCUGGGACAAACUCAUCUUCAACAAAGUCCAGGAGUCCCUUGGAGGCCGCGUGAGGUUCAUGGUGACCGGAGCAGCACCCAUAUCACCCUCUGUUCUCACCUUCCUCAGAGCUGCUCUGGGCUGCCAGAUCUUUGAAGGAUACGGUCAGACGGAGUGUGCGGCUGCCUGCACCUUCACCAUGUCUGGAGACGUCUCUGCAGGUCAUGUCGGUGUGCCUCUGCCUUGUAAUUUUCUGAAGUUGGUUGAUGUUGAAGAAAUGAGCUACUUUGCUUCAAACGGUGAAGGGGAGGUUUGCAUUAAGGGUACAAAUGUGUUCAAAGGCUACUUGAAAGACCCUGAGAAGACCGCAGAGGCUUUGGAUAAAGAUGGUUGGCUCCACACUGGGGAUGUUGGAAAAUGGCUUCCAAGUGGAGUUUUAAAGAUUAUCGACCGUAAGAAGAACAUCUUCAAGCUGGCUCAAGGAGAGUACAUCGCACCGGAGAAGAUCGAGAACGUGUAUGUUCGCAGCGGCCCUGUGGCUCAGGUGUUUGUGCAUGGAGACAGUCUGCAGUCUUGCCUGGUUGCUGUUGUGGUCCCAGACGCAGACGUCCUGCCAGGUUUUGCAAAACGUCUUGGCAUCCAAGGCUCCAUUGAAGAACUCUGCAAGAACACAGAAAUUAAGAAGGCUGUAAUUUCAGACAUGACCAAACUUGGAAAAGAAGCAGGUCUCAAGUCUUUUGAACAGGUGAAGGACGUGCACCUCCACCCAGAGCUGUUCACCAUCGAGAACGGCCUGUUGACUCCCACCUUGAAGGCCAAGAGAGCUGAGGUCCAAGCUCUGUUCCAGCCUCAGAUCGACCGACUUUAUGCCAGCUUACAAUAAAUGAAACACAAAGCAGCA